AAAACAUGUUCCACAAAAAUAAUUCAACACAAACGCGGUUGAUAUAUUUACAUGAGAUUAAGUGCUUUUUGUUACCUAUAAAUUAAUUUUACAAAUUUAACAAAAAAUGGUUCGAAAACUCAAGUUUCACGAGCAGAAACUUUUGAAAAAAGUCGACUUCUUCAACUGGAAGGAAACUAACAAUCUCAAUGAGGUGAAAGUAAUGCGUAAAUACAAUAUCCAAAGGCGUGAGGAUUACACUACAUACAACAAAUUAUCACGAAACAUCCGAGAGUUGGCCGGCAAAAUCGCCGAAGUGGACUCCAAGCAUCCCUUCCGGACGGAGAUGAGCGCUUUGCUGCUGGAGAAACUUUACGUGCUAGGUCUGAUUCCAACCAAGUGGGAUCUGGAGAAUGCCAACAAGAUCACCGCUUCGUCUUUCUGUCGGCGACGGUUACCGUUGGUGCUGCUGCGUAAUAAAAUGUCGGAGAACAUCAAACAUGCCACCAAAAUGAUCGAGCACGGCCACGUACGGGUGGGCACCGAAGUGGUCAAGGAUCCGGCCUUUCUGGUACCGCGCACACUGGAGGACUUCGUUACGUGGGUGGACGGAUCGGCGAUUAGGAAACACGUGCUGGAGUAUAAUGAUAUGAGGGACGAUUUCGAGAUGUAAUAAAGUUUGUUAUGCACGGAAA
Molecule: messenger RNA, 674 nt
Organism: Armigeres subalbatus
Lineage: Eukaryota; Metazoa; Arthropoda; Insecta; Diptera; Culicidae
Product: U3 small nucleolar ribonucleoprotein protein IMP3
Exons: 2
Coding region: 107-652 (181 amino acids)
Biological process (GO): rRNA processing; ribosomal small subunit biogenesis
Cellular component (GO): Mpp10 complex; small ribosomal subunit; small-subunit processome
Molecular function (GO): snoRNA binding; structural constituent of ribosome; rRNA binding
Source: RefSeq, a predicted model, not a curated record